This is a messenger RNA of Chaetomium globosum CBS 148.51, 621 nucleotides long. RefSeq lists its product as uncharacterized. Lineage: Eukaryota; Fungi; Ascomycota; Sordariomycetes; Sordariales; Chaetomiaceae. The transcript is spliced from 3 exons. The record is from RefSeq and is a predicted model, not a curated record. Bases 1 to 621 code for a protein of 206 amino acids.
AUGUCGGGAGCGAGGGUUAGUGACCUCAUUUUCGACAUUGUCUACCCAAGCUCGAGGAUCGCGUUUGCGGAGCGCCAUCUCCUCAAACCAAAAUUCAUUAUCAAACCCGUAGGCAGCCAAUCCGUGUCAAGGCUGUGUUUCUCAACGUCACGCCAAGUACGAGCCUCGAAUCAGGUUUACGCCUCCGUUCGCAACCUCGACCAGUUCCACACUUACCAGCUCCUGUCUUCUUCCUCACGGACACCGCUGCUGACCCUUUGGACGACCUCGUGGUGCUCCACCUGCCGCAUCGUGGAACCCCUGAUCCAAGAGCUUGUCAAGUCUGGCGUUGGUGAGGCCGAGGGUGGCGUGGGCUACUGCACCGUCGAGUUUGACGCCCCAGAUGUCAUGUCGGCCGGGCUAGGUCUUACCUACAUGAUCAACUCUAUCCCGACAUUACUGAGUUUUGACGCGGGGGAAGCGCAGGUGCAAACCAAGGUCUCUGACGGGAGGAAACUGGCAGACCGGCAGUUCCUCGAGGAAUGGAUCAGGAACGAGGCGAAACGGCAGGGUAACCGUGGGGGUGGCGGACCAAGUGGCGGGUCCAACCUUCUUGGUAGCAUUUUCGGUAGACGAUCAUGA